Molecule: messenger RNA, 1098 nt
Organism: Echinococcus granulosus
Lineage: Eukaryota; Metazoa; Platyhelminthes; Cestoda; Cyclophyllidea; Taeniidae
Product: 39S ribosomal protein L19
Exons: 8
Coding region: 1-1098 (365 amino acids)
Biological process (GO): translation
Cellular component (GO): mitochondrial large ribosomal subunit; ribosome
Molecular function (GO): structural constituent of ribosome
Source: RefSeq, a predicted model, not a curated record
AUGCGGUGGACUACAGAAGAAAUUGUCCAGUGUGGAUCUCGUCUUGGAGGCCGAAGAGCGAUUGCGGCUGAGAUCUAUCUACCCGGUAAAACAUAUCUCGAAGGUGUGAAAGUUGAGAAAGCCGGACGCGUUGGUUUUGCUGAUCUGGAGGGUUUGGAUUUUGCCUGUCUCCUGAUGUUCACAAUGUCCUCCCGCCAUCGAGUUAUGCCUCCAGAAUUCCGCAAAAAGUACUUCCCUAUAGUGACGGAGAAGGAGUUGGAGAGCUAUAGAGAUACCGAUUGCGUCGAUCCAAAUAGAAAAAUGGCAGAAUUUUCUCCAACCAGGGAGGCCCCUCGACAUCUUCGACUUCUUUAUCAGGAACUGCUCCCGCACAAUCUUGACCCUCGUUACCGCGAUCGUCUUCGCGAACGUCUGGAGCGUCGUGAAAUGAUGCUUCGACGGCGCCAUCUGCACAUUCCCGAAUUCUAUGUCGGUUCCGUCUUGGCGACCACAGUUGCGGACAAACAUGCUCCAAACAAGAAGAAUCGGUUCGUUGGAAUUUGUAUUGAGAGAAACAAUGAAGGCCUUUGGAGUAACUUCACUCUUCGCAAUGUCAUCGAUCAGACAGCCGUAGAGGUGAAUUUUGAGCUCUACAAUCCAACGCUGCUCUCAAUAGAGGUGUUACUGUUGGAGAAGCGUUUAGACCGAAACCUCCUCUACUUACGUGACGCACCCUUGUCUGAGUCCCGUUUCCCCUUCGACCUCGCACCUGUCCCUCAUGAAAAGGACGCUCCAGUCCCUAUUAACGACAAAAAGGUGAAAUUGCUUCCACGACCGUGGCAUUUUCAGUGGCACCUACACGGGUACCGAGGCAUCGAUCUCAAGUCCAUGUACAGCCAUCUCACUACUGAAGAGUUGAAUCAGAUUGAAAAGAAGGUUGAUCUCAUUGACCGUUACGACUUGAUGAAAAUGUACAGAUCGAGGAUCACCCCAGCAGAGGAAAAUACAGUGAUGGGUGAGGUGGGUCGCCAUCACACAGAGCUGCUUCGACACAUGGACUUCCUGAAGGGUCACUGGCGCAACGGCUCGGCCUCCAAUUCCUCUUCUGACCCACCCUAG